Molecule: messenger RNA, 4467 nt
Organism: Elephantulus edwardii (Cape elephant shrew)
Lineage: Eukaryota; Metazoa; Chordata; Mammalia; Macroscelidea; Macroscelididae
Gene: RB1CC1
Product: RB1-inducible coiled-coil 1
Exons: 23
Coding region: 1-4113 (1370 amino acids)
Biological process (GO): autophagosome assembly; piecemeal microautophagy of the nucleus; reticulophagy
Cellular component (GO): extrinsic component of membrane; Atg1/ULK1 kinase complex; phagophore assembly site membrane
Molecular function (GO): protein kinase binding; molecular adaptor activity
Source: RefSeq, a predicted model, not a curated record
AUGAAGUUGUAUGUAUUUCUUGUCAAUACUGGAACUACCCUAACAUUUGACACUGAACUUACAGUGCAGACUGUGGCCGACCUUAAGCAUGCCAUUCAAAGUAAAUACAAGAUUGCUAUUCAACACCAGGUGCUAGUCGUCAAUGGAGGAGAAUGUAUGGCUACAGAUCGAAGAGUGUGCACCUACAGCGCUGGGACGGAGACAAAUCCAAUUUUCCUUUUUAAUAAAGAAAUGAUCUUAUGCGAACGUCCACCAGCUAUUCCUAAAACUACCUUUUCAACAGAAAAUGACAUGGAAAUUAAAGUUGAGGAGUCUCUUAUGAUGCCUGCAGUUUUUCACACUGUAGCUUCAAGGACGCAACUUGCAGUGGAGAUGUAUGAGAUCGCCAGGAAACUUUGCUCCUUUUGUGAAGGUCUUGUUCAUGAUGAACAUCUUCAGCACCAGGGCUGGGCAGCUAUCAUGGCCAAUUUGGAAGACUGUUCAAAUUCAUAUCAAAAGCUUCUUUUCAAGUUUGAAAGUAUUUAUUCAAAUUACCUGCAAUCCAUAGAAGACAUCAAGUUAAAACUUACUCAUUUAGGAACAACGGCUUCAGUAAUGGCCAAGAUUCCACUAUUGGAGUGCCUGACCAGACAUAGUUACAGGGAAUGUUUGGGAAGACUGGAUUCUUUACCCGAACAUGAAGGCUCAGAAAAAACAGAAAUCAAAAGAUCCACUGAACUGGUGCUCUCUUCUGAUAUGUCUCAAACAACUAACAAAUCAUUAUUAACCUCAUUUCACAAGUCAAUGGAACAUGUAGCACCAGAUAAUGCAGAAGCUGAAAGUGGCAAAGAGAUUAGGGAAUCUUGUCAUAGUACUGUCCAACAUGAUGAAUCUUCAGUAGAUCCAAAAGACAGCGAUCUGCAUGUUUUCAAUGUGUCCUUAUUAGAUUGGAUAAAUGUUCAAGAUAGACCCAAUGAUGUGGAAUCUUUGGUCAGGAAGUGCUUUGAAUCUAUGAGCAGACUUGAUCCAAGGACUAUUCGACCAUUUCUAGCAGAAUGCCGUCAGACUAUUGCCAAACUUGAUCAUCAGAAUAUGAAAGCCAUUAAAGGGCUUGAAGAUAGACUUUAUGCCCUGGACCAGAUGAUUGCUAGCUGCAGCAGACUGGUGAAUGAACAAAAAGAACUUGCUCAGGGAUUUUUAUCUAAUCAGAUGAGAGCCGAAAACUUGAAAGAUGCAUCUGUAUUGCCUGAUUUGUGCCUGAGUCAUGCAAAUCAGUUGAUGAUUAUGUUGCAAAAUCAUAGAAAACUAUUGGAUAUUAAACAGAAGUGUACCACUGCCAAACAAGAACUAGCAAAUAACCUACAUGUCAGAUUGAAGUGGUGUUGCUUUGUAAUGCUUCACGCUGACCAAGAUGGAGAGAAAUUACAAGCCUUACUUCGCCUUGUAAUUGAGCUGUUAGAAAGAGUCAAGAUUGUUGAAGCUCUUAGUACAGUUCCUCAGAUGUACUGCUUAGCUGUUGUUGAGGUUGUAAGGAGAAAAAUGUUCAUAAAACACUACAGGGAGUGGGCUGGUGCUUUAGUCAAAGAUGGAAAGCAGUUAUAUGAAGCUGAAAAAUCAAAAAGGGAAUCUUUUGGGAAAUUAUUCAGGAAGUCUUUCUUAAGAAAUCAUCUGUUUAGGGGCCUGGACUCUUGGCCUUCUUCAUUUUGUACUCAGAAGCCUCGAAAGUUUGACUGUGAACUUCCAGAUAUUUCAUUAAAAGAUUUACAGUUUUUGCAAUCAUUUUGUCCUUCAGAAGUUCAACCAUUCCUCAGGGUUCCUUUACUUUGUGACUUUGAACCUCUACACCAGCAUGUCAUGGCUCUUCAUAAUUUGGUAAAAGCAGCACAAAGUUUAGAUGAGAUGUCACAGACCAUUACAGAUCUUCUGAGUGAACAAAAGACCUCUGCGAGUCAGGCAUCCCCCCAGUCGGCUUCAUCACCAAGGAUAGAAAGUGCAACAGGAAUUAGUACUACUACCUCAUCAAGAACUCCUCCUCCACUGACUGUUCAGGAUCCCUUAUGCCCUGCAGUAUGUCCCUUAGAAGAAUUAUCUCCAGAUAGCAUUGAUGCACAUACAUUUGAUUUUGAAACUAUCCCCCAUCCAAACAUAGAACAGACACUUGAUCAAGGUUCCUUAGACUUGGAUUCAUUAGCAGAAAGUCCUGAGUCAGAUUUUAUGUCUGCUGUGAAUGAAUUUGUAAUAGAAGAAAAUUUAUCAUCUCCUAAUCCUAUAAGUGAUCCCCAAAGCCCAGAAAUGAUGGUCGAGUCACUUUAUUCAUCAGUUAUUAAUGCAAUAGAUAGUAGACGGAUGCAGGAUACAAAUAUUUGUAGUAAAGAGGAUUCAGGAGAUCAUGCUUCUAGCGUCCAGUUGGAAAAAUGUAGAGUCGUUGCCCAAGACUCUCAUGUCAGUAUACAAAUCAUCAAGGAAAAGCUUUGCUACUUCAGAACAUUUGUUCAAAAAGAAAAGUGUGACUUCUCUAACUCUUUAAAAUGUACAGCAUUAGAAAUAAGAAACAUGAUAGAAAAAAUAAAGUGUUCUCUAGUAAUAACACUACAAGAAAAACAUCAGAAAGAACUUCAGACUUUAAAAAAUGAAUAUGAAGUUAAACUUGAUGCACUAAUAAAGGAGAGUGAAGAAAAUGAAAAGAAAAUUAAAAAAUUGAAAGGAGACAUAGUAUGUCUCGAGGAGGUUUUGCAGAGUAAAGAUAAUGAGUUUGCUUUGGUUAAACAUGAGAAAGAAGCUGUCAUCUGCCUGCAGAAUGAAAAGGAUCAGAAAUUGUUAGAAAUGGAAAAUAUAAUGCACACUCAAAGUUGUGAAAUUAAAGAGCUGAAAGAGUCCCGAGAAACAGUGUUGGGAGACUUGAAAAAACUCCAUAUUGAAAAUGAUGAGAAGAUACAACUAUUAAGAGCAGAAUUACAGUGUUUAGAGCAAAGUCAUCUUAAGGAAUUAGAGGACACACUACAAUUGGCCAUGAGCCAAGAGCAGGACAGAGAACAGUUAAUUCAGAAGCUUACUUGUGACAAAGAAGAAGCCAUUCAGACUGCUCUGAAGGAAUUCAAAAUGGAAAGAGAGGCUGUGGAGAAAGAAUUACUAGAAAAAGUUCAACAUCUUGAGACUCAGUUAGCAAAAUGUCUUGCAACUGAAUCUGUCAGAGAUGAUUCUUCAAGUUUAGUUUCUGAACUUCAAGAAAAGCUUCAGGAGGAAAAAGCUAAGUUUCUAGAACAACUUGAAGAGCAAGAAAAAAGAAAAAAUGAAGAAAUGCAAAAUGUUCGAACAUCUUUGAUUGCUGAACAACAGACCAAUUUUAACACUGUUUUAACAAGAGAGAAAAAGAGAAAAGAGACUAUAAUAAAUGAUCUCAGUGAUAAGUUAAAAAGCACAAUGCAGCAACAAGAACGAGAUAAAGAUUUGAUAGAAUCACUUUCUGAAGACCGAGCUCGUUUGCUUGAGGAAAAGAAAAAACUUGAAGAAGAAGUCAGUAAGUUACGCAGUGGCAGCUUUGUUCCUUCCCCUUAUGUAGCUGCUGCCCCAGAGUAUUAUGGAGCUUGUGCACCUGAUCUUCCUGGUGAAACAGAGAAAUCCACCAUGGAUACAGCAGAGGAAGGGAAAUUAGAGUCAGCAAUGGAGACAAGCAUGAUGUCUGUACAAGAAAAUAUACAUAUGUUAUCUGAAGAAAAACAGAGGAUAAUGCUCUUAGAACGGACACUGCAAUUAAAAGAAGAAGAAAAUAAGCGGUUAAAUCAAAGACUUAUGUCUCAGAGCAUGUCUUCAGUAUCUUCAAGACAUUCUGAAAAGAUAGCUAUUCGAGAUUUCCAGGUGGGAGAUUUGGUACUCAUCAUCCUAGAUGAACGCCAUGACAAUUAUGUAUUAUUUACUGUUAGCCCUACUUUAUACUUUCUGCAUUCAGAGUCUCUACCUGGCCUGGAUCUCAAACCAGGUGAGGGUGCUUCAGGUGCAUCUAGAAGACCCUGGGUACUUGGAAAAGUAAUGGAAAAGGAAUAUUGCCAAGCAAAGAAGGCACAAAACCGAUUUAAAGUUCCUUUGGGGACAAAGUUUUAUAGAGUGAAAGCGGUGUCCUGGAAUAAGAAAGUUUAAUAGAAGAAAUUAAUAACAUUUUUGACCCGUCUUACAGCAUCAUUUAUCACUCCCAAAACAGGCCAUCCUUUUAUACAGAGUCAGCGUGACAGUACUCUUCCUUGAUGUACAACAUUGACUUUUUAACUGGCUACAUUUAGCAACAAUAAAUUCAUCAGACUCUUGGCUGAAUUAAAAUGGUUUUAUUUUGGGUUUUUGUUUGGUUUUGGUUUUAUUUUUUUUAAACCCAGAUAAUUCUAGAAAUGCGGACCAAACUAGUUCAUUUUCUCAAAGGGCAUACAUACCCUGUGCAUUAUGGCUUGUAAUUAGCCAUAUUAAUUGCCUGUUAAAUAUACAUUAGCUUGAACUUAGAUG